Molecule: messenger RNA, 915 nt
Organism: Corticium candelabrum
Lineage: Eukaryota; Metazoa; Porifera; Homoscleromorpha; Homosclerophorida; Plakinidae
Exons: 1
Coding region: 227-892 (221 amino acids)
Source: RefSeq, a predicted model, not a curated record
AGGGGAGUCUACGGCCCAAGAUUUUUUGCAACUCCUUUUACCAGAUAACAACCACAAAAUUGAUUCCACCAGUCAGCAUCAGUUGCAACUUCGGUUGGACUCUGCUUUAUGGUCUUCACUCAAAGAAUCGGCGAGCAUAAGGGAUCGAGCUCGACUGAAUACCAUUUCUGGUCAACACACUGGGGCAUGGCUACGGGCAAUACCGAACCCGAAUCUCGGCCUUUCCAUGCCCAAAAGAGAGUUUAGUGUGGCACUACGGAUAUGGUUGGGUAUCCCCAUUUUCCCUUCCCCAAACUCCAAACGCUGCCCUUGUGGUAACAUUAUUGAUAAGUUUGGUGACCAUCUAUUGGGAUGUAAUCAAGGACAGAGUUUGACAACGAAACGUCAUGAUGCUCUAUGCGAAGUGGUGUACAACGCACUGCUUACAGAUGAUUCUCGUUGUCGUCGGGAGGCAAGAUGUAGCAGUAGCAACCAAACAAGACCAGGAGAUGUUUAUCAUCCAGAUUUCGAGCGCGGUUUGCCUGCCUACUUUGACUUAUCGGUACGAAGUUCCUUACAACCGUCUUUUCUCACUCAAGCAGCAAGUCAUCCAGGUGCAGCAUCUGAUGCAGGAGAGAUGGAAAAGGACGAACGACAUCACCUGAAUGUGUCCAGCACAGGCAGCCUUUUUCAUCCGCUAGUAGUAGAGACUCUGGGUCUCUGGACAGCUGCUAGCCUUCAAGUGCUCAAGAUCAUAGCACGUAGAGCUUCGUUUAAACAUAAUGUUUCAAUUAGCCAGUCUGUUUGUCAUUUUCAUCAGCAACUCUCUACUAGACUGUGGUGUAGCAACGCUAAAAUGAUACUAGCUAGAUGCAGUUUAGAUGGUACUGCUAGUCCCCUAUGGGACCUAUAAUAUAAUAUAUAUGUAUAAUAUAA